Lathyrus oleraceus (garden pea) is the source of this 1088-nucleotide messenger RNA. Its product is annotated as L10-interacting MYB domain-containing protein. The transcript is spliced from 5 exons. Lineage: Eukaryota; Viridiplantae; Streptophyta; Magnoliopsida; Fabales; Fabaceae. The record is from RefSeq and is a predicted model, not a curated record. The coding region runs from base 1 to 975 and encodes 324 amino acids.
AUGGUCACACUACCAAACUACUGUCAAGAUACUGAGGUGAGAAGGUAUGUUUAUCAUGACGUGGUUAGAUUGAGUGGUCUUGAAAAGCUCAUAGAUUGUUCUAAUAUUCAAGGGUAUACGAUUCAUGGUUGUAAGGAAAUUUUUGUAUUGAUUAGUUUUAAACAGAUGACAACUAAUGUUGACAUUAGUGACUCAAAGCUUUGGGCUGAUUUUGUAACUAAAGCUUUCAUUGACAUUAUGGUUGAUGAAGUUACAAAAGGAAAUAUGCCAAAUGGUGUGUUUCAUAAUAGAACAUGGACCUCAAUGACUACUAAGUUGAGUUCCAUAACUAAUCGAUCAUUUAAAGUUGGACAACUAAAGGCAAAAAUGCAUAGGUUGCGGGCCAUGUAUCGUGAGUUCUAUUCACUCUUGCAAAAUACCGGAUUUGGGUGGAACGCAAAAACAAACACAGUUACUGCAAGUGAAGAGGUCUGGAGAAAUUAUCUUAAGGUACAUGAUAAUGCAACUGGAGUACUUCAUCAUUCAUCUACUCAAGACCCUCCAAAUACAGAUGAAGAAAAUGAGCUUGACAAUCAAUACCUUAACAAUGGGAGUGCGAGUCAUGUACAUGUUAAUGAUGAUAGUUCAGACGAUGAUCUACAUGAAGUUGAGCAUAUCACACGUAGUGGAAAGAGACAAGUUCAAGCACGAUCCAAGAAAGAGUCUACAUCACAUAUGAUGGGAGAGGAACUUUCGGCAUGGGCUAAAGCAUCUUUAGAAAAAGCUGAGAGGUAUAGGGAUAGAAAUGUGGAGGCUACUUCACGUGUAACAUCAGACUGCUCUCUUACUAAGUGUGUGACUGUUCUGGAUGAGAUGGAAGACAUUCCACAUGAUGCAUAUGGAAAAGCUUUGGAAAAGUUUAUGAAUCCUGAUUGGAGAGAAGUGUUCAUCGCCAUGUCUGUUGAGAGGAAACGUGGAUGGGUACUUAGACUUUAAGGAUAAAGUCUUACUUAAACUUAUGGUGAUAGUAAUGAGACAUACUUCUCUUAGUACUUUGUUUAUUAUUUUUAUGAUUGUGUACUUUGUUCUGUUUGCUGACAAUUGUUUGU